Messenger RNA from Echinops telfairi (small Madagascar hedgehog), 2047 nucleotides. RefSeq names its product PR/SET domain 6 (gene PRDM6). The record is from RefSeq and is a predicted model, not a curated record. Gene Ontology annotation, cellular component: nucleus. Lineage: Eukaryota; Metazoa; Chordata; Mammalia; Afrosoricida; Tenrecidae. The transcript has 7 exons. Bases 1 to 1332 code for a protein of 443 amino acids. Gene Ontology annotation, molecular function: histone methyltransferase activity; protein binding.
AUGUGUUAUAUAAGGGGGGACGGCCGGGGCGCCCCGCGCUUUCGCUGCAGCGCGGAGGAGCUGGACUAUUACCUGUACGGGCAGCAGCGCAUGGAGAUCAUCCCUCUGAACCAGCACACCAGCGACCCCAACAACCGCUGCGACAUGUGCGCGGACAACCGUAAUGGCGAGUGCCCCAUGCACGGGCCGCUGCACUCGCUGCGUCGGCUCGUGGGCACCAGCAGCGCCGCGGCGGCAGCGCCCCCGCCCGAGCUGCCCGAGUGGCUGCGGGACCUGCCGCGGGAGGUGUGCCUGUGCACCAGCACCGUGCCCGGCCUGGCCUACGGCAUCUGCGCGGCGCAGAGGAUCCAGCAGGGCACCUGGAUCGGGCCCUUCCAGGGCGUGCUCUUGACCCCGGAGAAGGUGCAGGCGGGCGCCGUGAGGAACACGCAGCAUCUCUGGGAGAUAUAUGACCAAGAUGGGACACUUCAGCACUUUAUUGAUGGUGGGGAACCUAGUAAGUCGAGCUGGAUGAGGUAUAUCCGAUGUGCAAGGCACUGCGGAGAGCAGAAUCUAACAGUAGUUCAGUACAGGUCGAAUAUAUUCUACCGAGCCUGUAUAGAUAUUCCCAGGGGUACCGAGCUUCUGGUGUGGUACAAUGACAGCUAUACGUCUUUCUUUGGGAUCCCUUUACAAUGCAUUGCCCAGGAUGAAAACUUAAAUGUCCCUUCAACGGUAAUGGAAGCCAUGUGCAGACAAGACGCCCUGCAGCCCUUCAACAAGAGCAGCAAACUGUCCGCGGCCGCCCAGCAGCGCUCAGUGGUCUUCCCGCAGACGCCGUGCAGCAGGAACUUCGCUCUUCUGGAUAAGUCUGGGCCCAUGGAGUCAGGCUUCAACCAAAUCAACGUGAAAAACCAGCGGGUGCUCGCAAGCCCCACUUCCACCAGCCAGCUCCACUCGGAGUUCAGUGACUGGCACCUGUGGAAAUGCGGCCAGUGCUUUAAGACUUUCACUCAGCGCAUCCUCUUACAGAUGCACGUGUGCACGCAGAACCCCGACAGGCCCUACCAGUGCGGCCACUGCUCCCAGUCCUUCUCGCAGCCUUCAGAGCUGAGGAAUCACGUGGUCACCCACUCCAGCGACCGGCCUUUCAAGUGCGGCUAUUGUGGUCGUGCCUUUGCCGGAGCCACCACCCUCAACAACCACAUCCGAACCCACACUGGAGAAAAGCCCUUCAAGUGCGAGAGGUGUGAGAGGAGCUUCACGCAGGCCACCCAGCUGAGCCGACACCAGCGGAUGCCCAAUGAGUGCAAGCCAAUAACCGAGAGCCCAGAAUCAAUCGAAGUGGAUUAACUGAUUGACUGGUUGGAAUUAAACUGCAAGGAAAGUCAUGAUUAAAUGUCACGGACACUUAAGCAAAACCAAAGAUUUCCUCUGAGCAACUUUCAAUCAGUCCCAGAAAACCAAAAGCAGUAAUAAAAUAAGUAAGAUGUUAAGAGAUAUUGAUCCUGGCGUUGGGAGUCAGACCAGGAAAUAGAUUAUUUAUUUAUGACUAGGGAUGAGAGGACAACUAACCUGGGGUGGCUGCCAUUUCCAGACCCACCAUGUCUUUGCUUUGUUUCUAAAAAGCUUUUUUAAAAAACUGUUAUUUAAUACCAAAGGAAGGAAUCAUGUGGGUUCCUCCGUCUACCGCUGUGACUGAGAAUGCACAGGGACUGGUUUCUCGUUGCACUUCGUGUUGGUUUUGUAGUAGCAUGAUUCAGGGGACCCAUUGUACAGCCUCUCUGCCUGCUGUUUCCGUUUGGCCCGGCCGGAGGUCCACAGGGACGUGUGGCAGCAGACAAGAGCGCCCUCGCUAAGUCAGUACCAGCUCCGGCCCGAGAGGCAGUCCAUUUUCCCGGUCUCCACCUCGCUUUUCCUCCACUCUUCGUGCGGCUCCUUUCGUUCGGCGGCCUGGCUAGAUGCGGGAGCCCCUGGCGAAAAGGAAGAGAAUGGUUUCCCUUCCAAAAUCAGAUGGAGAAAUAAAAAAGGGGGGCACUGUCUUUGUCCUGUCAGGAUUUUGAAAACA